CGCACCGGCAGCGCGAUGGCGGCGGCGAGGCGGGGCGGGCGCGGAGCGGAGGCGGGCACGGCUGCCCCAGCGCCGGGCCGAAAGCGCCGGUGGAGGCCCGUCCUGCUGCGCACCGUCGUGGGCAGCGUCCAGGAGGGACGAGGAUUUGCGUUUCGGAGGAAACAAAAGAUUGAAAGACAGUACAGGAGAUUAUUGAGAAGGGGAAGAAAGGUCCAUUCCCAACAGGAUGAUCAGUUUACUGAUACCUAUCCAGAGCACUUGAAACAUCUUUACCUGGCAGAGGAAGAAAGGCUUAAGAAGCGGAGGCACAGGACACCAGAGGAUUCAGUGUUACCAGAAGAAAAGCCUAAUAAAGCAGAAGAGUCAGUUGUGACUCAAGGGAAGUUUAAGAAGAAAACAUCCAAUCAGAAGGCAAAGGAAGAGUAUGAGAAAAUAAAGGCUGAGCGUGCUAGGAAGAAAGAGGAAGCAGAAAAAAGAAAACAACAAAGAGAAGAAGCUCAACGAUUGUACAAGCAAAAGAAAAUGGAAGCUUAUAAAAUAUUGAGUAAGAAGACCAAAAAAGGACAACCAAAUCUAAACUUACAAGUAGAGUUUCUUCUUCAGAAAAUACAGCAAAAUACCUGAACCUCUGCAUAUAUUUGAGUUAUGUGUGGACAUUUUAUUAAAUUACUUUUAAUAAAUAAUGUUAUUUUGCUUCUACAUUACUUUUGGUUUUUGUUUGAUUUAUCUCAUAAGUCCUGUAGUGAUACAUAUUUAUCCUGAAAAUAUUCUAUGCUGUGAGUAAGAGAGAUCUGGUACCUUGAAAAUAAAUGGUCUGUAUUUCUAAAGUUAAAUUCUAUUAGCUACCUGACAUCUUGGAUUCAAAAUCAAUAGGGCCCGGUACCAUCUGAACAUGAGUCUAACACUUCCUGCAAUUGUGACUACUGAAUUACACUUGCUUGAGAAGACUCAAGUGAUACAUGGGACAUAUUUGAUGUCUCAUGAACUACCAGUUCUGAGAGCUUGUUUUAUGUGUGUUUGGAUAGGGUUUGGCACAUGAAAACAGAGAACAUACACUAUACUUGGAUGGCUAUUAUUCAUCAUUCUGCACAAAGAAGAAAACUUACAAAAGGUCCAAAAAUGUUUUGAAUGUAAAGAUCUCAUGGACUUGAUACAUACUUUGUGCUUGGUGAUUUUUACUGGCUAUGCUGGAUCAGGUAGAUGGGUUUUGGUAUACUGAGCAUAUCAAGUUUAAAUCUUUGCUCUUUGGAACAUCUUUAGAAAAAGAAUUCUUUUAAACUUUGAUUUGUAGAUGCAAUUAGUGAUCUUUGACCUAACAAAGUGAAAGCAUUCUUUGUAACUGUAAUAAGUUUCCAAUACAACAAGUAAACUAUUUUCCUUAAGUUUAUACAGGAGAGUACUAUUAUACUUUUUCCUUUAUUUCAGUCUACUUUGGCAACCAAGAAAUAAUACUGAGGUUUUUCCACAUAUAAUAAAGAUUAGGUAGACAUUAAAGGAAUAUGUUGGAAGAAAUUUCUUAGGAUGCACUUCAUAAUAUUUGCAGUACAUUUACAGUAUUGCAGUAUUAUUUGUAGUAUUACAUUAUCUCAUUUAGAAGUUGAUGUCAACUGCAAAGAAGUCCUUAUUUAAAAUGCGUAGGAAAACCAGUUUUGAAUUGUAUGACAAGCGCUGUUAAAUAAGGAAUAGUUUAGGAGUUUGAGUAGGCUGAAAUGGUACUUGUGUCAGUAUCCCAAGGCUUUUCCACCUCAUUUUGUUAUACUUCUUGCAAGGCUUUAAAUCCUCAUGCUGUAAUGUCAUCUGGAAAACCUGUACACAAGCCGUAAGUUACUGCACCAACAUAAAGUGUGGGAGCUUUUCCUGAAAUGGGCGUGUCCAUUCUAUGAGAAAAAGGGUGUGUAAAUUUAACAUGCUUAUUCUGUUUAAAACUCUUC
Messenger RNA from Myiozetetes cayanensis, 1931 nucleotides. RefSeq names its product coiled-coil domain containing 59 (gene CCDC59). Gene Ontology annotation, cellular component: nucleus. The transcript is spliced from 4 exons. The record is from RefSeq and is a predicted model, not a curated record. NCBI's taxonomy places the organism in Eukaryota, Metazoa, Chordata, Aves, Passeriformes, Tyrannidae. The coding region runs from base 16 to 624 and encodes 202 amino acids.